CUGUAAUGCCAAACGUCACCUUAUUCUUCAUUCAUAAUUUUAUAAUUCCACUAUCUUCCUAUAUAAAUAAACUCUAAGUCCACCCUCAUUUUUCACACUGCUCUAAUCCCAAAUUGAACAAAAAGAAAUAAAAAAUAAAAAUUGAUAGUAGUGCUGAAAAUUAGGAAGGAAAAAAAUGCAGAAAGAAGAACAAGUGAUCGCAAUCACAAACAGCAAUGAGCAUUUGGAUUCGUUUCUGUGUCCUAGCUUCAACAGCUACUCCACCGAUCAACUCGCCGGAAUCGCCGCUCAAGUUGGCCGAGACAACCUAAACGACGAUACAGAUUUCGAGUUCGUCGCGUUUCAAGAGACCGCGGACGACGACGCCGUUUUCCCGCUCUUCAACCGCGAUCACCUGAAGGACAAUCACAGCAGCGACACAUCCGCGUUGACAAUUCGCCGGAGCGAACGCGAUCCUCCACCGCCGACGCUGAGCGGGUGCAGGAAGAGUAAUUCGACGGGAUCGUGGUCUUCGAAGCGGUGGAAGCUUCUGGAUCUGCUUCGUCGGAGCAACAGCGACGGAAGGGAGUCGCUAGGGUCACUAACGCCGUCGCCGUCGAAGAAUAAGGCGAAAGAGCAGUGGAACUCCGGGAGUGUCGAAGUCACCGGAAAAUCGAAGGCGAAGGGUUUCGCCGACGGCGGGAAGAAAGCUCCGGUAUCGGCGCACGAGGCUUUGUACGUGAGGAAUAGGGAGUUGAGAAGAAUGGCUACGAAGAAAUCGUUUUUGCCGUAUAAGCCAGAAUUGGUUGGUUUUUGCACAAGGCGUUUGGGCAAGGCAUUCCCUUCAUUUUGAGUUCAUUGCGUAUUCCAAUUUUUUUUUUGCUUUUCUUUUCCGUCACGCGCGAGAUAAUUAGAAUAUUAGAUGGAGAUUCUUCUUUCUUUUUUCUUUUUGGAUUUGCUCUUCUUAAUUUGAUGUCAAUUGUAUGAUUUGUAUCUAUCACGUUGUAUAUAGCAUCACAAUUGGGUACCCCAUCACAAUUUGUAUUUUGUAACUCAAAUUGUUUUGACAAUAUAUCUACAUUGUUUACAGCUCACAA
Molecule: messenger RNA, 1076 nt
Organism: Lotus japonicus
Lineage: Eukaryota; Viridiplantae; Streptophyta; Magnoliopsida; Fabales; Fabaceae
Exons: 1
Coding region: 176-832 (218 amino acids)
Source: RefSeq, a predicted model, not a curated record